Molecule: messenger RNA, 5248 nt
Organism: Nymphalis io (European peacock)
Lineage: Eukaryota; Metazoa; Arthropoda; Insecta; Lepidoptera; Nymphalidae
Gene: Mekk1
Product: mitogen-activated protein kinase kinase kinase 4
Exons: 30
Coding region: 251-4681 (1476 amino acids)
Biological process (GO): protein phosphorylation; MAPK cascade
Molecular function (GO): protein kinase activity; ATP binding
Source: RefSeq, a predicted model, not a curated record
CUAUUAUCCAGUUUGACGUUUAUCAUUCAUUGAUGAGGUGGUGUUUAUUUUAAAAAGUCCUGAUUUGCCGGUUAAUAAUUGAAAGUGUGAGCAAUUAAUUAUGUUACAGUGUUUUGAAUAAUGCUUCGGUAUUAAGGUACUAAAAAAAGCCAGGUGUAAUGAUCCAAGCUUAAAUGUAAAGUUCGUGUAAUAUAAAACAUGUAAAGUGACGCGGGAACUUUGUACCCAUUUAGUUUCGUAUAUAAGUGAAAUGGAUUUGGAAGAGAAAGACUGGAAAAAGAAAUUGGGAUUCCCAAUUAAUUAUGAUUCAGGGCAGAGCUCAGAGGAGGAUACUGACUCGAAGGACGUCGUGAUGAGACACCCGAGGCAAUCCUCAAGGUACCUGCUGGAGGAGAAUGGGGACGGGACGGAAGCGGACCUGCUCGGUACGACACCGCCUCGAGCUCGCAUCAGGGAUAAGGAGAAGCGAAGGAACGUAUUCGAAGCUGGUUUAAGUGUACAGAAAACGCUGGUGGAAGGCAGGAACUUCAACGACAUGUCUUCACCUUCCCCACCAGAACGUCUUAAGAAACGCUCUAGUCUGAAGCUCAUCAGAACCAAGGAACGGGACUGGAAGGAUGGCCAACGGGAAUCCAGGGCAGAUUCGCUCCCAUCACCCAAUCCUCAGGCUGCUGUGCCAACUUUGGUGGAGUCCUGUAGCCGCUUCAUGUCGCUGACCUCUCGUCUCAAGUGUCGAGCUGCUUACGAGAACGAGAUCCAAGAGAGGUGCUCGGAUGAAGAGCUGCCAGCUAGCAGGGUCAACUUCCACAAUACGUUCAGCAUGCUCAUUAACAUGGGGAAUAUUGAGAAGGGUUGUCGACGUACAAUAAGUCGUGAGGAGCAGGUCUGGCAGAACGAGCUGAAGGAUCUCAUCUGGUUAGAAUUAAAAGCGAAGCUUGCCGGCCGGACGCUCAGCCAGCAAGACGCAUAUCUUUGCGCGCAGAGAAACAUUAUUCCCUCCGUCGUGCAGAGAAUUCUGGAGUACAAAUUCGUAAAUCCAGACCCGUGUAGGAAUACUUCGCAGAAGUUCGCCGUAGACGACUCCGACGAGGAACAGCCCGAGCGAGCGGAAGACACGGCCGGCGACGAUGACGGCGAAGGCGCGGGCGCGGGUCGCGCGUGGGCGGGCUGCGCGGCGGUGGCGUGCGGGCGCUGCGCGCGCGCGGUGGGCGCGGCCAUGCGCGACGUGGCGGCGCUGCUGGACGCGCACGCGGCGGCGCUGGCGCUGUACCCGUCGGGCGCCGCCGCCGCCGCCGACCACCCCGCGCUGGGCGGCGCCGCGCUGGCGCACCGCCUGCGCGCGCUGUGCCUGUGGUACAGCACGGCGCUGCACAUGCGCCUCAAGGUGCUGUCCGUGCGCCGCAUGCUGCGCACCGCGCAGGGGAAGGCGCGCGCGCUCGCGGCCGGCAGAAAAUCGUCGGUGACCAGGUCGCCCGGUCAAGUUCGUUUUAAUGUCAGCAACAACACGAGCGACUCCAACAACAGCGACACGAGCGGCCACUCGGAAGGCAAGGAACCGGGAACGGAGGAGAGGAGAGAUGGUGACGUCCAAACGUUGGACUCGAAUAAUUUAGAAAAUGUGAGUUCAGACAAAGGGGAGGAAGAGAAAGUGGAAUCGAAGACGGACCUAGACGUCGAACCCAAGGGUCUCGAUGUUCCUGACGGUGGCGCGCCGGCGGCCGGCCCGUACAGCAGCGCGGAGAGCGGCUACACGUCGGAGGCCGAGCGCGCCGCGCCGCCCGACGUGUUCGAGCUGGGCCCGCUGGGGGACGUCGCCCGCCUGCGACUGCUCGGCCGCUCCGCCGUGUCCGCCUACCGCGAUUACCACCACGAGAUGUUGAAGACGCAAGGAGUGCGUCGCUGCCUGAUGUUUAUGAAUAAGAUGUGCAGCAAGCUACUCAACAAAGUGUACCUCACGCUGCUGGAGCCGCAGGCAGAUUCUGGUGAAGAAGAUAUGUCAGAAGUUUUUGAAGAUACCAAAGAAACAGAACAAAAGGCUGAUGUGAAUCAGGACGCUAUCAACGAGUAUGAACUUCGCAGAUACGGUUGCUGGAGUAAGGAGACUCUGGCCAUGCGUCUGCCCUCCUACCGCAAUCAUUUCCUACUGUUGACGAGCAUCAGCAUGGAAGCAGUACACGACUACCUCUCGCUGAGGAUGGAGAGCAGACCUGAAAACCCCUCCUGUCUCACCAUCAAACAGUUGAUCCACGAGCUGAAAGAGGGGCUGGACAUAUCCGCGGAGGUGCGCGCGUCGUUCGCCCGCAACGUGCAGGCGGCGCUGGGGGGCGACAUGCCGGGCGCGCUGCGGCAGCUGCUGCACACGUACGACGGCACCGUAGCCACCGCGCUGCAGCAGUACCUGUCGUACCUGCGCAUCAUGUCGGAGAAGGAGUCGCUGAGCCGCGCGCAGCUGGCGGGCGAGUGGGCCUUCACGCAGCGCCUGGCCGCGCGCGCGCCGCCGGCCGCCGCGCUCGCGCCCGCCGCUUUCGCAGAUAUGGCGUGUAAUCAACUCAACAGGGUGCUCAACCGAUUCGAGGAGCAGUUUGCAGAAGUAAUGGAACUCGAGAAGAGCGACCCGUCCGACCUGGACGACCAAAGGUACCUGGUGUACACGCUGUGCCGCCAGACGCAGUGCAUCUACGCGGGCUCGCGCGACGCGGCGCUGCAGGCCGCGCACUGGGCGCGCGCGCUGGCCGCCCGCCUGGCGCCGCCGCUGCGCGCCGACAUCUUCAACAGCCUGAUGGCGAUCCGCGACUGCCUGGUGCGGCACACGGCGGUGAUCCUGAAGAGCAGUCGCUCGGCGCUGCUGUCGACCGAGCUGCCGCGCGACCUGCGCGACAGCCUGGGCGCGCGCGUGCGGGAGCUGCUGCUGCAGGUCUACAAGCUGGGCUUCGAGCUGCACACCGAGUUGCACAAAUUCGCGCAGGCCCCCUUCAAGGACCAGCUCGAGCGGCGCGUGCGUCGUCAGCGCCCCUCCUCCCUCCAGCCCUCCCGCCCCCAAACCCCUCGCCUGCGGAGGAAACGGCCGGAGACUAUGCUCAUCCACGAGUCCAUCAACCCGAUUCACAAGGAACUACACCGGUUCGUGAACAGCUCGUCUCCGCGGCCGGCAUUUCCGCGCCCCAGCGCGACGGGGUCGCCGCGGAGGAUGAAGUUUCUGCGGUCCGAGAGCAUAGGCGAGGAGGUGGAACCGAGCGCGCUCGACGAGAGCGGCUUCGACGUGACCGGGGCGGCGGCGGAGGCGGAGGCGGAGGCGGCGGCGAGCGCGGAGGCGUGCGCGGGGCGGGCGGCGCGCGCCGUGGUGCAGUUCGCGCGCUGCUGGAUGUCGUUCGUGGUGGAGCGCUGCGAGCGCGGCCGGGGGCUGCGGCCGCGAUGGGCGAGCCAAGGAUUGGAAUUUUUAAUGUUGGCCUGCGAUCCGUACAAUACGAAACAUUUAAGCGACGAGGAGUUCGAGGAGCUGAAGCAGCAGAUGGACGGCUGCAUCUCGCACGUGGUGGGGUCGCGCGCCGCCGCCGCCAGCCAGCCCGCCGCGCCGCUGCGCCAGCGGCACCGCGUACACAGUCCUCUAUCGAGCACGAGCAGUACGAACAGCAAGGAGGGCGCGACCCCACCGACACCCCCCAGCGAGAUCGACGCCCCACUCAUAUUGCACAGUCUUGACGAUGCCGCUCACAGAAAACGCAUCGUGGAAGCCUUACGUCAGCUGGACGAGUGUCGCGACGCGAAACUGCAGUCAUCGAGAGCGGUCGGCAGGGUGUUGGAGUCGACCGUCAAGAGCUACGAGCCGAAGCUGAGGCAGUUGACCUUCAAGUGGCAGAGGGGGCUGAAGAUCGGCGCCGGCACCUUCGGCAAGGUGUACACGGUGGUGAACACGCAGAGCGGCCAGCUGCUGGCCAUGAAGGAGCUGAGCGUGGCGGCGGGCGACCGUCGCGCGCUGCAGCGAGCCGCCAACGAGCUGCGCGUGCUGGAGGGCGUGCUGCACCCGCACCUCGUGCGCUACUACGGCUGCGAGCUGCACCGGGAGGAGAUGCUGCUGUUCAUGGAGCUGUGCGUGGAGGGCUCGCUGGAGACGCUGGUGGCGGCGUCGGGCGCGCUGGCCGAGCCCACCGCGCGGCGCUACAGCAAGCAGCUGCUGAGCGCCGUCGCCGAGCUGCACGCGCGCUCCAUCGCGCACCGCGACAUCAAGAGCGGCAACAUCUUCCUCACCAACGACGGGCACUGCCUGAAGCUGGGCGACUUCGGCUGCGCCGUGAAGAUCCGCGCCAACACCACCGCGCCCGGCGAGCUGCAGGGGUUCGUGGGCACGCAGGCGUACAUGGCGCCCGAAGUGUUCAUGAAGUCGUCCGGACACGGUCGCGCCGCUGACAUCUGGUCGUUGGGUUGUGUCGUCACGGAAAUGGCGUCUGGAAAGCGACCAUUCUCCGAAUACGAUAGCAACUAUCAGAUAAUGUUCGUGGUGGGGAUGGGAGGCCGUCCGCAUAUACCGGAGACCCUGUCGGAGGAGGGCCAGCAGUUCUGCCUCAGCUGCCUCACUCACGACCCCGACCUGCGUCCGCGAGCUGAAGCCUUGAGUCUUCACCACUUCUUGAUGGUGAAGUCCGAUGACGACUGUAAAUGUGAAAAUGCAUUCCUUAUCACGUAAUGCAUUUAAUAUCUCCUUUAUUUAAUCAAGAAAUAAACAUUGCGUCAUAUUUUCAUGAGCAAGAUUUAUCUAUUUUAAAAAUGUUUAAAUUCAAUUUCUGUAUUUCCAACUUUGGUAACAGAUAGGUAGGUAAUAGCUAUAUAACAAAAUGUACAAUCAAAUUCUGCCUUUAAGCGUGUAAUAUUUUUAAUACAAUGAAGUUGAAAAUUGCUUUAUAUUGUAGAGUUAUAAAUGUGUGGAAAAUUUGAAUUUAGAAGAUAAAAUUUGAAUAAAAUUGUAUAAAAAGAUAAAUUUUAUAUUAAAAAUUAUAUUUUUAUAUUGAACAAUAAAUAUUUAUUAAAUUCAUUCGUGUGCUCAAAGAUGCGUUGUCAAGUUUAUAAAUAUAAUCAGAUAUGUCUAUAUUUUUAUGCAAAGAUGUUAGUGAUCUCAUUUUGAGACAUACAAUUAAAAAUUUUUAAUAAAAAAUGCAUUUACUAUUGCAGCUACGAAUGGCAGUUUUAUAAACAAUAUAUAUCAAUUGUAGAAUAAUAUAAAUCAAGUCUUGUGCCAUUGUCAAUUAAAUUAAAU